Molecule: messenger RNA, 930 nt
Organism: Poeciliopsis prolifica (blackstripe livebearer)
Lineage: Eukaryota; Metazoa; Chordata; Actinopteri; Cyprinodontiformes; Poeciliidae
Exons: 4
Coding region: 214-930 (238 amino acids)
Source: RefSeq, a predicted model, not a curated record
CGUUCCACCUCCGGCCCAGGUGCGGCGUUCCACCUCCGGCCCAGGUGCGGCGUUCCACCUUCGGCCCAGGUGCGGCGUUCCACCUUCGGCCCAGGUGCGGCGUUCAAACACCAACUCAGGUGCGGCGUUCCACCUUCGGCCCAGGUGCGACGUUCCACAUUCAGCCCAGGUGCGGCGUGGACCGCAGCACUUGCAGUCCAAGUGCUGCGGUCCAUGUGCGGUGUUCCAACACCGACCCAGGUGCGGCGUUCCACCUUCGGCCCAGGUGCGGCGUUCCACCUGCGGCCCAGGUGCGGCGUUCCACCUCCGUCCAAGUGCUGCGGUCCAUGUACGGCGUUCCAACACCUUCACAGGUGCGGCGUUCCACCUGCCGUCCAAGUGCUGCGGUCCAUGUACGGCGUUCCAACACCUUCACAGGUGCGGCGUUCCACCUUUGGCCCAGGUGCAGCGUUCCACCUCUUGCCCAGGUGCGGCGUUCCACCUCUUGCCCAGGUGCGGCGUUACACCUCUCCCCCAGGUGCGGCGUUCCACCUUCGACCCAGCUGUGGCGUUCCACCUUCGGCCCAGGUGCGGCGUUCCACCUUCGGCCCAGGUGCGGCGUUCAAACACCAACUCAGGUGCGGCGUUCCACCUUCGGCCCAGGUGCGGCGUUCCAACACCGGCCCAGCUGUGGCGUUCCACCUGCGGCCCAGAUGCGGCGUUCCACCUACGGCCCAGGUGCGGCGUUCCACCUGCGGUCCAAGUGCUGCGGUCCAUGUGCGUCGAUCCAACACCGACCCAGGGACGGCGUUCCACCUACGGCCCAGGUGCUACUUUCCACCUCCGGCCCAGGUGCGGCGUUCCACCUUUGGCCCAGGUGCUACUUUCCACCUUCGGCCCAGUGCGGCGUUCCAACACCGGCCCAGGUCCGGAGUUUUACCUGCGGUCUAA